UUCCGUGGCGUCGAGCCGCGCGGCGGGGGGAGAGCAAGCCUUCUCAGAAACAUUUAAUCCAACUCCGAUGGGAAUUUAAGAAAAAUGUACCUAAGGAAAUCAGAGAGAUGGUGGCUCCUGUGUUAAAAAGCUUCCAAGCCGAGGUGGUGGCUCUCAGUAAGAGGAGUCAGGAGGCGGAGGCGGCUUUUCUGAGUGUUUACAAGCAGUUAAUUGAAGCGCCAGACCCUGUGUCCAGGUUUGAGGUGGGGCGCAGCCUGGACAACAGACCGCAGCCCCCCAGCUGGGACCCCAGCGGCCAGGCCCGGCGAGACCCCCCCGCCCCGUGGAAGAGGCACCCGGAGCGCCGCGGGCCCAAAGAGCAGAGGGACGGGCUGUGUCCCCCGGGACCCAUCCUGACUGAGGGCAGCUGCGUCCCCGGAGCCCCCGGGAAAGCCCACCUGACAGACGCCUUGCUGCACCGGAAUGAGGCCGAGAAACAGAAGGGCCUUCAGGACGUCCAGCUCACCCUGGCAGCCAGACUGGGGGAGGCCGAGGAGAAAAUCAAGGUGUUACAUUCAGCGCUGAAGGCUACACAGACGGAGCUGAUAGAGCUGCGCCGAAAGUACGAUGAGGAGGCGGCCUCCAAGGCGGAUGAAGUCGGCCUGAUUAUGACAAACCUGGAGAAGGCCAACCAGAGAGCCGAGGCCGCCCAGCGGGAGGUGGAGAGUCUCCGGGAACAGCUGGCCUCCGUCAACAGCUCCAUCCGCCUGGCCUGCUGCUCCCCGCAGGGGCCCAGUGGGGACAAGGUGAACUUCGCCCUGUGCUCGGGACCUCGGCUGGAGGCUGCGCUGGCCUCCAAGGACCGGGAGAUCCUGCGGCUGCUGCGGGACGCGCAGCACCUGCGGCACUCCCUGCGAGAGCUGGAGGAGGCCUCGGCCAACCAGAUCGCCGACCUGGAGCGCCAGCUGGCGGCCAAGACAGAGGCCAUCGAGAAACUGGAAGGAAAGCUCCGCGCCCAGUCUGAUUAUGAAGAAAUUAAGACGGAGCUGAGCAUCCUCAAAGCCAUGAAACUGGCCUCCAGCUCCUGCAGCCUUCCACAGGGCCUGGCCAAGGCUGAGGACUCCAUGCUCAUAGCCAGGGAGACCUUCUUCCCCGCACCCAAGUUCCUGCUAGACAAGCCGGUGCUCCUGGCCAGCCCUGAGGAAGAUCCCUCUGAAGAUGACUCCAUCAAGUGCUCGCUGGGCACGGAGGCCCCGUACCCCCCGCUCCCCCCGCCACAGGAGCUGCCCCCUCCACCAGGCCCCGAGGACCCCCUGUCACCCAGCCCCGGGCAGCCCCUGCUGGGCCCCGACGGCGCACGGACUUUCUCGCUGUCUCCCUUCCCCGGCCUGGCGUCAGGGGACCCGCUGCUGCCCAAGCCCGUCCCCUCCCCGGCCGCCUUCAAGGGGGAGGCCGGCAGCCUGCUGGUGUUCCCCACGGCCUUCUACAGCGCCAAGCCCCCCCCGGCCCCCGCCACCCCGGUGCCCGGGCCGGAGCCCCCUGGAGCCCCCGAGCCGGCCGACGGAGCCGGGCCUGCGGCGGAGGAGGAGCAGCUGGACACGGCGGACAUCGCCUUCCAGGUGAAGGAGCAGCUGCUCAAGCACAACAUCGGGCAGCGCGUGUUCGGCCAUUACGUGCUGGGCCUGUCCCAGGGCUCGGUGAGCGAGAUCCUGGCCAGGCCCAAGCCCUGGCGCAAGCUCACAGUGAAGGGCAAGGAGCCCUUCCUCAAGAUGAAGCACUUCCUGUCCAACGAGCAGAACGUGCUGGCCCUCAGGACCGUCCAGGUGCGGCAGCGAGGCAGCAUCACGCCAAGAAUCCGCACGCCGGAGACAGGCUCGGACGAUGCCAUCAAGAGCAUUCUGGAGCAGGCCAAGAAGGAGAUUGAGUCUCAGAAAGGGGGCGAGCCGGGCGCGGCGGCGGCGGGCCCCGCGGCGGCGGCGGCGGGCAGCACGUCGGAGGCGGCCAUCCGCGGCAUCCUGGAGCGCGCGCGGCGGGAGAUGCAGGCGCAGCAGCGGGCGCUGCUGGAGCUGGAGGGCGCGCGGCGGCCCGCGGCGUCGCCGCCGGAGCCCGAGCCGGGGCCGGGGCCCGAGCCGCCCGCGCCCGCCGUGAAGCUGGAGGAGGGCGGCCCCGCGCCGCGGCCCGCGCUGUCGCCCGCCGCCUUCGUGCAGAGCAUCAUCCGCCGGGUCAAGUCCGAGAUCGGCGACGCGGCCUGCUGCCUGGAGCCGCCCUGGGCGCCGGGCCGCGCGCCCGCCUCGCCCGCGCCCUCCUCCGCCUCGUCCGCCUCGGGGCCGCCUGGGGCCCGCGGGGCCCGCGCCGGCGACCGCGACGAGCCCGACGACGAGGCGGAGGACGAGGCGCGGCCCGAGCUCAAGGCCGAGGCCGCCGAGGCGCCGGGCGGCGCGCGCGCCCCGUUCCCGCCCUUCGCGCCGCGCGCGCUGCGCCCCACGGUGCCGCCGCUGACGCCCGAGCAGUACGAGCUGUACAUGUACCGCGAGGUGGACACGCCCGGCCUCACGCGCAGGGUCAAGGAGAAGCUGGCCAAGAACGGCAUCUGCCAGCGGGUCUUCGGGGAGAAGGUGCUGGGCCUGUCGCAGGGCAGUGUGAGCGACAUGCUGUCCCGGCCAAAGCCCUGGAGCAAGCUGACACAGAAGGGCCGGGAGCCGUUCAUCCGCAUGCAGCUGUGGCUGUCAGACCAGCUGGGCCAGGCGGGGGCUCAGCCGCCCAGCGCCGCCCAGGCCAGUCCCCUGGAGCUAAGGUCUUCACCAUCGCCACCCCCAAGCCCCACGGGGCCAGAGAAGAGCUCCCCGGAGCCCCUGAGCCUCUCUCUGGAGAGCAGCAAGGAAAACCAGCAGCCUGAGGCGCGCCCGGGCACCACACCCACCGGGAAAACAUACUCCGGCCAGGCCGUAGGGGGCAUCCAGGAAAUUGUGGCCAUGUCCCCCGAGCUGGACACAUACUCCAUCACCAAGAGGGUCAAGGAGGUGCUGACAGACAACAACCUAGGGCAGCGGCUGUUUGGAGAGAGCAUCCUGGGGCUCACGCAGGGCUCCGUGUCAGACCUGCUUUCCCGGCCCAAGCCUUGGCACAAGCUGAGCCUGAAGGGCCGGGAGCCGUUCGUCCGCAUGCAGCUGUGGCUCAGCGACCCCCACAAUGUGGACAAGCUGCGGGACAUGAAGAAGCUGGAGAAGAAAGCCUACCUGAAGCGCCGCUACGGGCUCAUCAGCCCCGGCUCGGACCGCGAGUCCCCGGCCACGCGCUCUGAGUGCCCCAGCCCGUGCCCGCCGCCGCUGGAGCUGAGCCUGCUGCAGGUGAAGAAGCCCCGGGUGGUGCUGGCGCCCGAGGAGAGGGAGGCGCUGCGCCGGGCCUACCAGCUGGAGCCCUACCCCUCGCAGCAGACCAUCGAGCUGCUGUCCUUCCAGCUCAAGCUCAAGACCAACACCGUCAUCAACUGGUUCCAUAACUACAGGUCCAGGAUGCGCCGGGAGACGCUGGUGGAAGGAGCCCAGGAUGAGCCCGAGCUGGACCCCAGCGGGGAUCCCGGCACCCGGCCGCCCCGCCAUGGACCCCCAGACCCCACCCCGAGGAGCCCCGCGUCGGAGGCUGAGGAGCAGAAGCCGGAGCUGAGCGAGCUGCGGGCCUGUGGGGCUGGGGCCGCACCCCUGCCCGCCCCGGACGGGGCCCGCGUGAGGGUCAAGCAGGAGCGGACCGAGGAGGAGGGGGGCUGUGAGCCCCAGGACUUGGGGGAGCCGGACCCAGCCCGUGCCACCCCCAAAGAGGAGCACGCAGACCCUCCGGGCAGCGAGGAGCUCCCUGAAGGGGUGCCGGGGCUCCUCCUUCCCGCGGGGCUCCCCCCAGACUGCCCUUGGCGACACCCCUGCCACGAGGGCCAGGCCGGGCCGCGGCCGCCCGCCCCAGAGUCCGAGUCGUCCCGCGGCAGCCUGGAGGAGCCUCCCACCCCGCCCUCCACGGCCUCCUCGCCGGGCCUCGGCGCGGCCUCCGUGUCCCCCGUGUCCCCCGUCCCCUCGUCCUCGGGCCCCCUGCCCUCCCCCCCCAGCGCCCCGCCCGCCAGUGCACCCAGUGCCAGCCCCACGGCCAGUGCCAAGGUGAACCCCAACUUGCAGCGGCGGCACGAGAAGAUGGCCAACUUGAACAGCAUCAUCUACCGGCUGGAGAAGGCCGCCAACCGCGACGAGGCCCUGGAGUGGGAGUUCUGAGCCUGGCCUGGGCGGGGGCGGCCUCCGCCCUCUGACCUCCGACCUCCAGAUGCCAAGGCCACCCUGCUCCCUCUGCGUUUUCUGUUGCCAUCCUCUCGUCGGAUGAUGGGGAGCCAUCGCCGGGGCAUGGGGGGCAGUGGCCCCCCGGGAGGGCUUGAGGACCCCCCACCCCUGCCCUGAGCCCCACUUGGGAAGCAGGACCCACCCACCACACGCUCACCGGAGAACUCCAGACUCUUUCUGAAAAACAGAUAUUUAUAGACCUCUUUUAGCUAUUUUAAUAAAGGAUCCUUUGGGCUUUAUUCCCAGCCAAUGCUGUUUUGAUAUCACAGAGAAUUAGGCAUCAGGACGGUGUCACAACGGUGGGAAAAGCGCACACUGAAGCUGUGUCUUUUUUUGGUUUUUGUUUUGCCACUAGAUGAGAUUAAGGAAAGACAAUUGUUCAAAGCCAUCACCAAACACUGAGACUCACCACAUGUCCAUCACCUUUGAGUCACGGGUUCUGGGUGACCACGCGUGUCUGUGAGACCCGGCGUCGUUCCUGCUGUUCCAGAAAGCCUUGCCGGAAGAGAGAAAGUCCAAAAGACUCUAAACAAAACCUUUGCGCCGCUGAGGGCGCGUCCCGUGCUGGUGGUCUACAAUCUUCAUGACAGGAUGUGCCGUCCUGGUGCAGCAAGUAGAGAUGGGGCCGUUCCGAGCGGGAAUGGUGCAAGACAAACUGCUGCUCACAGUGCCGGCGCCCCGGGCCUGCGGCCACCAGGAGUGCACGGUGCGUGUCCAGCCCGUGAAGCUGGACCCGGGCCGAGUGUGCCACGUGAGCCUGAGCAGUCCACCUCCCAGCCCGGCCAUAGCUGCACUGGCAAGUUUGUCCACUGGUACAUACAAGCUGGGGCAUCCCAGAGAAUCCCGGCCAUCCCCUUUGCUCCUUGUGUUUCUAGAAGGUUCCAGUGAGGGUUAGCACCCAGCACCAAACCUCAAAUUCUGGAGGCCAGAGCCUCAUCCCCUUAGAUCCUCUUGCAGCUUCC
Dipodomys spectabilis (banner-tailed kangaroo rat) is the source of this 5257-nucleotide messenger RNA. It is a transcript of the gene Cux2, whose product is annotated as cut like homeobox 2. Gene Ontology annotation, biological process: regulation of DNA-templated transcription. The transcript is spliced from 21 exons. Lineage: Eukaryota; Metazoa; Chordata; Mammalia; Rodentia; Heteromyidae. Bases 108 to 4232 code for a protein of 1374 amino acids. The record is from RefSeq and is a predicted model, not a curated record. Gene Ontology annotation, molecular function: DNA-binding transcription factor activity, RNA polymerase II-specific; DNA binding.